Macaca mulatta (Rhesus monkey) is the source of this 2942-nucleotide messenger RNA. RefSeq names its product ankyrin repeat domain 42 (gene ANKRD42). Gene Ontology annotation, molecular function: protein binding. The record is from RefSeq and is a predicted model, not a curated record. NCBI's taxonomy places the organism in Eukaryota, Metazoa, Chordata, Mammalia, Primates, Cercopithecidae.
CUCGUUUCCAAGGCGACGGCCUUGCUGCCUCUCCAGCCAAGUGACUGGAGUCGGGAGGCUGGAAAGCAGCUCCGAGAAAGUACCAGCCGAAGGCGGCCGCCGCCACAGCGACUCUCAGGGAGUAGCAGACGAAGACGGCGGCCGCCGCACUAGCCACCACGUGUGGAGGAUAAACGGCCUACACGGCCAUUCCAGCGCCGAGUCAAGGGAAAGAGUUAGCGACGACGGGGAAAGAAAACGUGAAGAGGGUGACCGCCGCUCCAGGGUCGCUGCGGGAAGCCUAAGUGGAGACGCCGGCUUGUCCCGCAGUGACUUGAGAAGGGUCAGUGAAAACCUCGGCCACUGCCGCAGCGUCUCUGGGGAGAGAGUUAGGGGGGAUAGUGGCCGCAGUCACAGAAACUCUUGGGAGAGAGUUAGGGGAGACCGCAGCUUCUGCAGCAGCGACGUGAAUUUUAGUGAAGUUGGAGGCCACCAAACUGCCGACUCCAGGGGAACUACCAGAGAAGACCGAGGCCUCCGCCUAAGUGGUACUUGGGAGGGAGUCAGUGACGUCCGGGACCCGCGAACUAGUGACUUCGGGUAUAGAGUCAGAGACGAUCGCAGUCGCCGCCUCAGUGGCUCCUGGGAGGGAGGGAGUGUCGAUGGCGGCCACAGCCUCGGUAGUUCUUGGGAGGGAGUAAGUGAAGACUGCGGCUACGCAGCCAGCGACUCCUCCGGUGUGAGCGGCAGUGAAGACGCCAGCUGCCGCCUCAGUGGCGUUUGGGAGAGAGAAAGUGAAGACGAAGGUUUCUGCUGCAGCUUCUGGGAGAGAGCAAGAGAGGACCUUGGGCCCCGUCCUAGUGACGACGGAGAAGAGGGCCGCUGCCCCUGCAGUGGCUCGUGGGUGAGAGCAAGUGAAGACCGCGGCAGCAUCAGGGGCCUGGACUCAACUACUCCCCAGAGUCGGAGGUGUUGCACCAUGCCCGGGGUGGCUAAUUCAGGCCCCUCCACUUCCUCUAGGGAGACUGCAAACCCCUUAGGUUCCAGGAAGAAGGUGCAUUUUGGCAGCAUACAUGACGCAGUACGAGCUGGAGAUGUAAAGCAGCUUUCAGAAAUAGUGGAACGUGGAGCCAGCAUUAAUGAAGUUGAUGUUCUCCAUAAGUUUACCCCUUUACAUUGGGCAGCACAUUCUGGAAGUUUGGAGUGUCUUCAUUGGCUGCUCUGGCAUGGAGCUGAUAUCACACACGUAACAACGAGAGGUUGGGCAGCAUCUCACAUAGCUGCAAUCAGGGGUCAGGAUGCUUGUGUACAGGCUCUUAUAAUGAAUGGAGCAAAUCUGACAGCCCAGGAUGAGCGGGGAUGCACUCCUUUACAUCUUGCUGCAACUCACGGACAUUCUUUUACUUUACAAAUAAUGCUCCGAAGUGGAGUGGAUCCCAGUGUGACCGAUAAGAGAGAAUGGAGACCUGUACAUUAUGCAGCUUUUCAUGGACGGCUUGGCUGCUUGCAACUUCUUGUUAAAUGGGGUUGUAGCAUAGAAGAUGUGGACUACAAUGGAAACCUUCCAGUUCACUUAGCAGCCAUGGAAGGCCACCUUCACUGUUUCAAAUUCCUAUUCAGUAGAAUGAGCAGUGCGACACAAGUUUUAAAAGCUUUCAAUGAUAACGGAGAAAAUGUAUUGGAUUUGGCCCAGAGGUUCUUCAAGCAGAACAUUUUACAGUUUAUCCAGGGGGCUGAGUAUGAAGGAAAAGAUUUAGAAGAUCAGGAAACUUUAGCAUUUCCAGGUCAUGUGGCUGCCUUUAAGGGUGAUUUGGGGAUGCUUAAGAAGUUAGUAGAAGAUGGAGUAAUCAAUAUUAAUGAGCGUGCUGAUAAUGGAUCAACUCCUAUGCAUAAAGCUGCUGGACAAGGCCACAUAGAGUGUUUGCAAUGGUUAAUUAAAAUGGGAGCAGACAGUAAUAUUACCAACAAAGCAGGGGAGAGACCCAGUGAUGUGGCAAAGAGGUUUGCCCAUUUGGCAGCAGUGAAGCUGUUAGAGGAGCUACAGAAAUAUGAUAUAGAUGAUGAAAAUGAAAUUGAUGAAAAUGAUGUGAAAUAUUUUAUAAGACAUGGUGUUGAGGGAAGCACUGAUGCCAAGGAUGAUUUAUGUCUGAGUGACUUGGAUAAAACAGAUGCCAGAAUGAGAGCUUACAAGAAAAUUGUAGAAUUGAGACACCUCCUGGAAAUUGCCGAGAGCAACUACAAACACUUGGGAGGCAUAACAGAAGAAGAUUUAAAGCAGAAGAAAGAACAGCUCGAGUCUGAAAGGACCAUCAAAGAACUGCAGGGCCAGCUGGAGUAUGAGCGACUACGCAGAGAAAAAUUAGAAUGUCAGCUUGAUGAAUAUCGAGCAGAGGUUGAUCAACUCAGGGAAACACUGGAAAAAAUUCAAGUCCCCAACUUUGUGGCUAUGGAAGACAGCGCUUCUUGUGAGUCAAACAAAGAGAAGAGGCGAGUAAAAAAAAAGGUUUCUUCUGGAGGAGUGUUUGUGAGAAGGAGGUAUCCAUGUUUCUCACCAUGAGUUUCCAAGUCCUGAACCAAUGCAUGGGUAUCAAAAGUUAAUUUCCUUUGUUCUAAAGGAGUUAUAUCCACUGGCCGCCUAUCAUAUCCCUCCUUGGUUGUGGUGGUGAAGAAGUCUGAAAAGAGAAGACAUUUUUUUUCUCUUAUAGUAACUGAUAAAGGUUUCCUACUUUAGCUUACAAAGCAUUUUCCCCAUCCAUUUAUGAUAUAGUUCCAGCUCUUCUAGUUUUGUCAUCUCACCCAAGUUAAUUGACUCCUCUGAGCCUCUCUUUUAUCUGGAAAGUCUCUGACUUUUUUCUGUACAUACUAAACAUUCAAUAAAUGUUUCUUUUCCCUCCUUUGGUAUUCAGGAAUGUUAAGAGUUAGUAUAAACUUGUAAUAAAACACAUCAAAUGCUUUGGAUAUCA